Messenger RNA from Ectocarpus siliculosus, 1312 nucleotides. Lineage: Eukaryota; Phaeophyceae; Ectocarpales; Ectocarpaceae. The record is from the annotation of a GenBank genome assembly.
GUCCCAGCGAGAGCGGGAGAGAGAAGGAGAAGACCGGGGGCGAGGAACGCACGAGAGAGGCUGGUGCAUUCGGACUGCAAUCAGAGGGGGGGGAAUUCGAAAAAACAAUGCUUCGCACAGCAGGUCGAGCAAUCCAUCAGCAUUGCCGUCAGCGGGUGCCACAGGCGUCGACGCCGCCGUGUGUGCGACAUUUUUCUGCGGGUGGGGGAGACCGGCUUGUAGAGCUCAGCACGAAAGACGACUACGUCAACUUUCCCAGAGAGAAGAGCGUCCUUUACUUUACGGCAAAGUGGUGCCCGCCGUGCCGAAGGAUUGGUCCGUUCUUGGCAGAGCUGAGCGAGGAGACUCCGGCGGUUUCAUUUGGGAAGGUUGACAUCGACGACAACGAGGAGGCGGCGCAAAUGGCCCACAUCAAGUCGGUGCCAACUUUUAAGUUCUUCAAGGGGGGACAGGAGAUCGACAGCAUGUCAGGGGCGGACGCAAAUUUAUUGGAGCAGAACGUGGCCAAGCUUGCUGAAGCAUGAUACCUGAGGGUGUAGCGGCUACAAGAUGGUGUUUGCCCAGUGAACAAACAGACUUUGAAGAACGGAUUGUUGGAACCAUGUGCAACCUUGAACGGAGCAAGCGUAUCCGAGCAUGGGCAUGACACCGCUCGUGCCAUUUUGUGAUCGGGGUUGAGAAUAAACUCCUAGCUCCUUCGAAGCAGUCGGGGCAAUUUUAUCAACGAGUGGCAACGGUUUGGGCUGUUGGGCGGGCCACGACUCGAUUUGGCUACGGUCUCGCCAGAUGCGAUGUUUGUGCAACGUGCCAAAUAAAUUGGGUGCUCCUGUUGGAUUAAUGCAAGUCGAGUCGAGUGUUGGUGUGCAUGAAGGUUUGGUUGGUUGGUUGUACAAGCAUGCCCGUGUUUAUUUUUCAGGGCUCCCCUCCCUCAUGGAUCUAUCUCUACACCAAUUAGCUACAAGCAGGCAGCACCGGGGUCCACGAUGUUGUCUAGCAGUGGAGGGUGCGGCGAUGCUGUGCCGUGCGAUAGGGCCCGACAACGCUGAACUCGGCUCCAGCUCCGGUGCGGAUGUGGUUUGCGCUCGGCACUCACGGUCGUUUUUUAAAGAGGCCAGUGCCGGAGCAGCUACAGCAGUUACACUCUUUGUUUUUUGUUUUUUUAUGGAAAGGAUGGAAAUCACCAGCCUACGUUUCAUUGGGUAAUAAUGCAAGCCAAUGCUUUGUUGACUCGUUGGGAUCGAUGACGUCAGAAGGCGGUUACACUCAUUUGGCCUCAGAGUUCGGAGUUGAACCAUAAUAUGAUGACGUCGGC